Molecule: messenger RNA, 1077 nt
Organism: Monoraphidium neglectum
Lineage: Eukaryota; Viridiplantae; Chlorophyta; Chlorophyceae; Sphaeropleales; Selenastraceae
Product: homoserine kinase
Exons: 5
Coding region: 1-1077 (358 amino acids)
Biological process (GO): L-threonine metabolic process
Molecular function (GO): homoserine kinase activity; ATP binding
Source: RefSeq, a predicted model, not a curated record
AUGCAGCAGCAGAUCCGUGCCAGCGGCCCAGCGGGAGGCAUCGCCUCGCACGCUCAGUACCGGUGUCGCCGUCCAGUUGUGUCGACCAGGGCUGCGGUGGCAGGCGGCAAGGUGUACAUUGAUCCAGUCAAGAAGGAGUGCACCGCGUUUGCUCCCGCGACGGUGGCAAACCUGGGACCUGGCUUCGACUGGCUUGGCUGCGCCGUGGAGGGCGAGGGGGACACCGUGACCGCCCGAGUGCUGCCAGACCAGCCUGGCAAGGUGGUGAUCGACAAGAUCGAGGGCGACAACGGCAGGCUGAGCCUCAAUGCAGCAGACAACUGCAUAGGUAUCGCUGCCAUAGAGACCCUCAAGCUCAUAGGGCAGCCCUCCUGUGGCGUUGCGCUGACGCUCCACAAGGGCCUGCCCCUCGGCAGUGGCAUGGGGUCCAGCGCGGCGAGCGCAGCGGCGGCGGCCUGGGCAGUCAACGGACUGUUCGGCAGCCCUGUGUCAAAGGACGAGCUGGUGCUGGCGGGGCUGGCCAGUGAGGCGGCUGUCAGUGGCUACCACGCCGACAACGUGGGGCCUUCGCUGCUGGGAGGGUUCGUGCUCGUCAGGAGCUGCGACCCCCUGGAGCUGGUGCGGCUGCCGUUUGGUGGGUCGGACCCGCUCUACUUUGUGCUGGUCAACCCGCUGUUCGAGGCGCCCACCAAGCAGAUGCGCGCUGUGCUGCCGCGGGACGUGCCCUUCAAGAGCAUGAUCCACAACAGCACCCAAGGCGGCGCGCUGGUGGCUGCCAUCCUGCAGGGAAAUGCGCGCUUGCUGGGCAGCGCCCUGGACAGCGAUUGCAUCGUAGAGCCGGUGCGUGCGCCGCUGAUUCCUGGCAUGAUCGCGGUCAAGGCCGCAGCCAAGGAGGCCGGUGCAUACGGCUGCACGAUCAGCGGUGCUGGCCCGACGGCUGUGGCAGUGGUGUCUGACGCAGGGGUGGGGGCACGCGUGGCAGAUGCGAUGGCGGCGGCAUUCAGGAGCGAAGGCAAGCUGGAGAUCAACAGCAAGGUGGUGGUGCGGCUGGAUCCUGAGGGCGCCAAAUUUGUGUAG